This is a messenger RNA of Baudoinia panamericana UAMH 10762, 897 nucleotides long. RefSeq lists its product as uncharacterized. The record is from RefSeq and is a predicted model, not a curated record. NCBI's taxonomy places the organism in Eukaryota, Fungi, Ascomycota, Dothideomycetes, Mycosphaerellales, Teratosphaeriaceae. The transcript is spliced from 5 exons. Bases 1 to 780 code for a protein of 259 amino acids.
AUGGCUCCCGUAGGUCUUGCGAUAUUGAUUGGCGCAGGUCCGGCAACGCCAACUGAUUGCAGUCAGGGCGCUGGCAUUGCUCGCAUCUUAGCCCACCCGUCUCAUGGCAACCUUGCGGUAGCACUGCUCGCCAGACGGCAAGAGGUGCUCAACGACCUUGCGAAAGACCUGAGGUCUCAGACGCCAAAUGGCGUUUUCGAAACCUUUGCGACAGACACCUCUAAGGAGGGCCUUAACAAGGCCUUCGCCGACAUCGAAGCUCACGAGUCGUUCAAGGACUUAAAGCUUCGCAUGGCAAUCUUCUCGAUCAAGAAUUCUUCCAAAAAGCCCUUCAUGUCCGAGACGUUCGAGGAUUUCAUGGAUCCGUUGCAAACCUAUGUCGGUGGCGCCAUGUUGUUUUCGCAGCUCUCACUCAAGCGUUUCUUCCACGACCACGGUGAGAAGACGCUCGCGGAGGGCGCCGAGAAAAAGGGCACGCUUAUCUUCACUGGUACGCUCGGAGCACUACGGUGCAAUGCUGAGUUUGCGAGUUACGGCGCAUCGAGAGCGUCGGUACGGCAAUUAGCGCAAGCUCUUGCCAAGGAGAUGAGCGCCAAAGGUGUCCACGUAGCCCAUGCAAUAGCGAAUGGCAGAAUCUCAGACGCAGACUCCGAAGAAACACGGAGUGGCAAGCACAUCGCUGCAGAGGCGGUUGGUAAGACGUAUUUGUGGCUUCACGAGCAGCAUCCCACACUAUGGACGCAUGAGCUCGAUCUACGCCCAGCACAGGAAAAGUUCUAGCCUAUGUAAUCGUACGGACGGAGUUCUGCCGACUGUUAAGCGAACACGGCGUUGAAGCGCAGACGAAUGCCGUCCCGAGUGCCUGACAUUAAGGUGAUGCCGGUACCGCACAGGACU